AUGGUUCCCAUGGAACAUCCUCUUCCACUGUCGUUCGUCUUGCCAAAUCAAGCCGACCUUCCUGGUCUAGCGUUAAACCUUCUUGACGGUAGUAGCUUCGAGGACCUUCAAGAUCUGCUCCUCCACGCUUCGAAUCUAACCUCUUGUUUAAAACACGACACUUCUCAUCUAAAGGACCGUCUUCUCCAUCUCCGGAUGGAUCUUACCAAACACGCCGUGUCCUGGAUCUCCACUUCGCUUUCCGCUAAAGUUUCACUCGAUGAUUUGAGAUCAAACCUCGAAAGCCUUUACAGUGUCCCUGGGGAUUCUGUCGGAAAGCAAACGAAUCGAGAGUUAAAGCAACUCGUUGAGGAAUUGUGUCGAAUACAGAAUAGGCGUAGAUAUUUCGUGACUGCUUUAAAGUUGGAAAGUCUAGUUGGAGAUCUUGAAGAUUCAGUGUUUCAUCCUAUGAGUAACCACCACAGAGGAAGUAUGCUUCAAGAUCUUACAUUGAAGCACAAGAGGUUUAAUCAUGCCAUUAAGACCAUGAAUGAGAUUGAAGAAAUACUUGGUGAUGUUACAAGACAUCACUCACAGUGGCGCCGCCUUGUAGAUUCUGUUGAUAGUAGAGUAGAUAAAAGUUUGUCCAUUCUACGGCCACAAAUUAUCGCAGAUCACCGAACUUUUCUCUCAUCACUUGGCUGGCCACCGAAACUGGCAACAUCCAAAGCCAAGCAUGGGGAGGUUGCUAGUAUCCCUAAUCCUCUACUCUUGGUGCAAGGGGAUAAAAAGGAGUCUUAUUCUCAAAGCUUUCUACUCCUCUGUGGUUUACAGCAACUUAAUACCCAGAAGGAAAAACGGAAGAAGCUUAAUAUGCCCAAAGAAAAUAAUAAUGUUGGGCUUUGGGCAACCGAUGAACUGGUAAUACCGGUUGCAUCUCGGAUGGAGCAUCAUUUCACGAAAUGGGCUGAACAACCUGAGUUUAUCUUUGCACUUGUCUAUAAAGUUACAAAAGACUUUGCUGAUGGAGUGGACGAUUUCUUACAGCCUUUGAUUGACAGAGCUAUGUUAGCUAGCUGUAGUGCUAAAGAAGCUUGGGUUUCAGCGAUGGUCCAGAUGCUAUCGUCUUUCUUAGAGAAGAAGGUUUUUCCUGGGCUUAUAGAAAUGUUGCAGGAAAAGCACAUGAAAUCUGAAGUUAUUUCAUCGUGGUUCCAUCUUGUCGAUCAGAUGGUUACAUUUGAUAAACGGAUGCAGUCAUUUGUAAACUCAGACAUAUGUCUUUUUCACGAAGGCUCUUCGAUAGCGUUUUCUCAAGGUAUGUCAGUAAUGGGACUAUUUUGUAAGAAACCCGAAUGGCUCAAGAUCUGGGGGAAGAUUGAGCUAAAGGAUGCUUAUAGAAAACUUAAAGAGGAUAUCAAGAAUGAGAAAGCUUGGUUCAUUGAUAGUGAGAGAACUAGACUUGGUAAUGAAUCCGACUCACGGUCUGCACAGUAUGCUCUAUCUACAAGAGAAGACUAUAAAGCGCCAUUUGUGGCAGACUCUUUUCUGAGUAGGACUUGGACGUUGAUAGACCAUGGUCUAUCUCUACCGGCUAUUAUGCCAAGAAUCCAAUUUGUAAGAGCUACUGCGACCAAAUUUCUGUGGUAUAUAUUCAAAAUUCUGUUACUGCAGUUCAAGAAGACUGAUUUGUCCCAGUACAGUUCGUUUGAAGAUACACUGAUACAAGCCUGUGGACCAAUUAAUGCUGCUCGGUUUCUUGAAUCGAAAUUACGAGAAUGGAGUGAUGAUUUGGUUCUUGUAGAGAUGUGGGCUGCGGAAACAAGUGUUAAAGUUGAUAGAAAAUCUGAAGUUUCCUGCCAAGGCUGCUUUUUCGGGGAAGAACUGAAAAGCCUUGUUGAGUUGGAAACCAAUUGGCUUAUGGAGAUAAUAACAGUUUUGCUCCACCAGUUCGACAAUCUUUGCAGCGACCACUUCCAUAACAAUGCGGUUUCAUGGGAGGAGGACGUCAUUACCUGUUCUAGCAAUUUAACAGUGUCCCAGGGCAUCGCAGAAGCGUUGGACAGUUUAAGAAGGCAUCUAUGUGUUCUUCAGCUAAACAUGAACCCGAAAGACUUCUUGGACUUGUGGAGGAAUCUUGCGGAAGGGAUUGACCAUUAUGUUUCUUGUAAAUUUUUCUCAGGAGAAGCUUUUUUACUGAAAAAAAGGUUUGAGGUUGACGCAGAGGCACUUCUCAUGGUGUUUCAACCUUAUUGUGUUCGUCCUGGUGCUUUUUUUCCUCGUGUGAGAGAUAUUCUUAGGCUGCUUAGGAUGCAGGAGGAAGAGAAGGCAAAGAUUGAGAGGAGCUCUAAGUCGAAAAGGAAGUAA
This is a messenger RNA of Arabis nemorensis, 2343 nucleotides long. The record is from the annotation of a GenBank genome assembly. Lineage: Eukaryota; Viridiplantae; Streptophyta; Magnoliopsida; Brassicales; Brassicaceae.